This is a messenger RNA of Physcomitrium patens, 5136 nucleotides long. RefSeq lists its product as uncharacterized. Gene Ontology annotation, cellular component: nucleus. Gene Ontology annotation, biological process: 7-methylguanosine mRNA capping. NCBI's taxonomy places the organism in Eukaryota, Viridiplantae, Streptophyta, Bryopsida, Funariales, Funariaceae. Gene Ontology annotation, molecular function: mRNA 5'-cap (guanine-N7-)-methyltransferase activity. The record is from RefSeq and is a predicted model, not a curated record.
GUCUCCCUCGCAAUCUUGUGCAUGUUGCUGCUUGCUGCUCACCAGGGCUUUACCACACGCACGCCCGGCCUCUGCUCUCUUUUCAGCCGUUGCACACGCAGUUUGUGAGCUCGGGGUUCAAAUCUAGAGUAGAAACGGGGUUGUGGUGGUUCGGUGAGUGCGUGUGUUCAGGGCAGGUGAUUAGGGAAUGGAGCUUAGGGAGAGUUGACUCGGAGAAGAAGGCAUACAAGUACCUGGGAAGGGAAGGAGUGUAUGAAAGGAUUUAGAGUAGGCUCAAUGGAUCGACGCAUGUAUGGUGGUGUGGGGUAGAUUGUAAGGUCUCGUACUGCAAUAAGGGUGUGAGUAGCCUGUAGCAGUUUUCGUUGGUCUGGAAGUUUUUGUUGAGUUGAUUUGAUUCAGUAUUGAGUGGAAAACUCGGAGGUUUAAGAAAAGUAGGUAGGUAGGUUUCUAAGAUGGUGGGUCGAAGAAGUGUAGGAGCAGGACCUUGAAAGAAGGUUCUUCAUUAUAUGCACUUCUGCAGAGUUUCGGCGCUGAAAUAUGGUCAUGCUGGGAACUACUUGAGCUGGGAGCAUUGUGGCAUGUGGCAUGUGGCAGGGUUUUAUUUUGUGAUCUUUGGAUGGUUGGUUUAAUUAUGAGUCCGGUUACUGGAAAAAUCAUGCGCAUCGUCAUCAGCUGUAUGCCGCAUUCGUUAUGACAGAGUUGUAGGUACUUGUAUUAGUAAAGUUUCAGAGGAGGAAUUUAUCUCGCCUGCGGGCUUACAAGAGUCUUCUCACUGGUGUGUACCAGCCUUAAAAACGAAGGAUUAAGCAUAAAAAAGAUGGAGGCCAUGGGUUCUGUUACGUAAGAGAUGUAAAUUCAUGGCAGCAGUGCAGGCUUUGCCUCGUGCACCUGCUGUCUAUGCAUCUCCAGUAACGUCGAUUAUCUCUCUUUCCACUCCCAUGACUGUCCCCUGGGGCGCCGGUGCCCUCCACCAGCGCCUCAAUGCUUUUGUUAAGAAGUCUCUUAUCAAGCAACUCGUUCCUACUGGUGCUGUUGUCUGUGACUUCUAUUGCGGUCGAGGUGUUGACACAGACAACUGGGCUGAAGCUCAAAUUGGAAAAUAUGUAGGCAUCGAUUUAUCAUCAUCAGCUUUGGAGGAAGCAAAGGAGCAGUGGGAGAAGAAUGGGAAACGCUUUGCCGCAAAAUUUUGUGAACUCAAUCCUUGCAUGGUCGAUUUGGAAAGAAAUUUGGGAGAGGAUGGUCUUUCCGCCGAUGUCGUCACUUGUCUCGCACAUCUGCAGGAUUGUUUUGCGGCCGAGGAUAUGGUGCGUCAGCUGCUGAAGAACGUUGCAUCCCUACUGAAGCCAGGUGGCUACUUUUUCGGAGCCACUCCCGAUUCCUCCACCAUCUGGUAUAAGUACCAGAAAGCAGUUGAAGGGGCAAUGAAAGCAGGGUCACUAAGAGCAAAUGGCCACCUCCCUCGCGUGAGGACAGAUUUGUAUAGUAUCAGCUUCGAGGAUGAUCGGUUCAACCAGUAUGGGUCAAGAUAUCAGCUCCGCUUCACUGAUGAUACUGUCCCACCUCAGCCGCAGAUCUUGGUACAUUUCCCGAGCUUGAUCAGACACGCGGAAGAGUUUGGACUUGAGUAUGUGGAGAUCCAGAAUCUGACUGAAUUUUAUGAGGACUAUCGUGUUCCGUUUGCUGAAACUCUUCAGAAUAGCUGUGGCACCCUGGUUGACUCUAAAGGAAAUCCAGUUGUGGAUGGAAAGUCUCGCCUCUCCCCGAUUGCUCAAGAUGUUCUAAGUUUGUAUACAACGUUUAUCUUUAAAAAACCCGACCCCCAACAGCGUCUAAGAGCUCUAAAGCGACCUGCUCCUCCUGCACCUACUCCUGGAUCUUCUGACGUUAAGAGGAUGAAGAAAUCCAGUCCUGCUUCUCUUGUUCAAGUUGCUGCAGCAGAGGAAACGCCUUUAAAGAAGCGAAGGAUUUCGGGUCCUAACGCAUUACCUUCUUCAAACGGUUCGAGAUUGCAAGAGCCGAUUCCGAAACAAGAGAAGCGUUCCAGCAGUGGUAGCAGAUCCAAACUUGAAGUUAUUUCCAAGAACGAGCUCGAUCGCUCUAGUGGCAAGAUCUUGAAAACCCCAGAUGGAGAAUCAAAACUUGUUUAUUCUCAGCCCAACUUGAGCGAGUCUAAGUUACAGGAGAGGCUCUUCAAACCUGAAAUUGCAAGCUCAGAAUCGAGGGAUCAGCUUAAAUCCGUUGAAAAGUUACUGAAACCGGAGAGCUUAAGCGCAAGCAAGUCAAAUGCACCAGGAAGCCAGAAAACUGAGGUUUCAAGCGCAAGCGAACCAAACGCAUCAGAAGGUCAGAGAAUUGAUGGCACUAACUUAAGGGUACAAGAGUUGAAGGCUGAGUUCUUUCAGUCUAAAAAGAGCAUUAUUCAAGGAAGCUCUGAGCCAGAGUUAGAGAGUCCCAGCUCCAGUGGAUUGCCUCCUGAGGCCCACCUUACAACUGAAUCUGUAGAACGAGAGAAGCUUGACAACGAACAACGGGGAAGUGAUAGUAAUCAAAGACUGGAGCCAAUGAAGAGGAAACGGGUAUCUCGAUGGUCCAGUGACUAUGUUCCAAAGGUUGUUGCUUCAACUGGAGAACAAAUGACUGAGAGAAAAGAUCAAGGAGUCGCAUUACAGCAGCCUGGUCAGGGCGCAUUAGCUAAUUUUCCAUUAGAGCACCAGCUUGUCACAGGUCCAAUCUGCCCUAAAGUGGGUGUUCCUGCUGGGAUCGAAGGAGGUGUGGCUCAAAAUUCAAACAGUUUAGUUUGUGGAGCAAAGGUAGCCAGUGGUGGACCAUGGGUUAGAAAACAACACUUGUCCGAGAAGGGUACAACUAAUGUGAGCGAUGUUAAAUCUCAGCAUGAUGAAAGAUAUAACCACAAGGAUCUAAACAUUCCCUUGAAAGGCUUUUAUCAGAGGAGUCCAUGGGGAUCUCAAGAGUACGGGAACGAGAGAGGUUCGAUUCAGAGGAGAGAGCAUGAGAACAAUAGUAGUGAAUCCGUGCUAGCGGAACGUGGAGUGGAGUGUAUCGAAGAAGGUGAAGUGAUUACAGGACUUCCUGUUCGCAAGACCUCUAGUCCGAAUAGGGAUAAACCUGCGGCUAUUGAGUUGCAUUAUGAAAGACGUGCUGCACAGAGGUCACAGCGUUCAGGAACUGUGUCAGGCUCCACUUACAGACGUGAAAUGGCAGCUUCUGAUCCUCAAUCAGAAAGAAAUGCAUCAGGCAACCCGGAGAACAUCGGAUCUGAAACCUGGCUGGAGGGAGAUGCUGUUCAGAACGACAGUAAAGCUAGACCUGCAAUCCAGAGUAAGUAUACAGCCAAUGAACCUAAAUCUAAGAUAGGCGUUGCGAGCAUAAUUGAUGCUCAGCUACAGGAGGGUUCGAAACAGGAGAUUUCAUCCAUCACCCUUGAGCCUGAGAGCAACAUAAAUGAUCAGAAGAAGCGCAAAGUUGUGGAGCCUCUCCUUGACGAAGCUAUGAAUGAACAGAAGAGGAUGGGAGCUUCUAGUUCAUCUCAGGAAAAUCCACCUGCGCACUUGGAAGCUAAGAAAGAGAAUCUGAACCCGAAACCUCGAAAGAAAGAGAUUGUCAUGGAUGUACUCAUGGAUAGGACUACAAAUCAGAGCAGAGAUUGUGCUGCGUCUUGUGCAACACAAUCACUUGGAAACACAGACACUGAUCUUUCAUCUGAAAAAAGUUCAAUGAAGAAGAGAGAGUCUCCAUCAGUGGAGUCUGUCUUUGGUAGAGGAUCAGGUCAGAACAAAGACUCUGCAGUGGCUGACGCGGAUUUUGAGAAAGGCUCCAAGUCGAGCAGAGACAGUUUUACUGUGGAGCACCAGUCUGAGAUAGGGUCCACUCAGAAAAGAGAAAAUGGUGGGUCUGCGGAGCCUUUCACGUCAGAUAUCGGAAAGAACCCCUCGAAAGAAAUUGUGGAAACAGACAGCCAAUCACCGAAAAGUCAGGGGUUCAAGAGAGAUAAUUUCGAGCUGCCGUGGGAAGCCAAGCCCCAACGGUAUCCUGCACUGCGACGUGCAACGCCUCAAAUGAGUGAAGGAGCUGUGGAAAACCCGCCGUUGUGGCAUAGGGGGAAUUUCGUCGUGAAAGUUGAUAGAACUUCUCAAGGUAGAGGGCCCGUUAUUUACCCUCGAAAUCCUUAUGCAAAUUCGGGCCCAGGGUUUGUCGCUGCACCCAGACCUCCUCUUCGAGCGACAGCAGAGAGAAGGGUCGUAGUACCUCCAUUGCAGGGUGGGGCCGGAUUGCUAGGGGCAGCUCCAUCACCAAGCUUUGUAGAUAGAGGAUUAGUAGAUAGAGGAUUAGCAGAUAGAGGAUUGCCAGCUGACAGAAGGUUUGAUAUGAUGGGCCCCCCUGAAGGUGGCCGGGGUUAUAACGAUCAUCGAGGGCCUCGCCCCAUUCGAGGAUCUUUGUAUAAGGACAGGGUUGCUGGCGUCUCGAGAGUACAGCCAGACUUCGCAGGAGAGGGCAAUAAUUGUCUUGGAGGUUCUUGGGACGACCACUUCCAAGGCGAUGGCCGAACAAGGAACAGGUGAUCUGAAUUUGCUUUUCGCUCCAUUCUUUGAUAGAAAUGUCUCAAGUUUCGAGGUUCUAGAGUUCCGAGGCACUGGAGCUUUACCGCAGAAGCUGACCUUAAUCGCUGCGCUCUACAUGCAACAACCAUGGGUGUGAUGAAUGAUCUUGGAUUUUAGAAGUUUGUCUUUGAUGUCGAAGUGGACAGAUUUAAGAGUCUGGAAUAUUUCUGGCUUGCGAUGGUUGUUGGCAAGGGCUCCGAGUGCCAUGUGCAGCCGCAGCACAGAACAUCCAUUGAGUUACUAACAUGUUCAAGAAUUUUGAAUCUUACCUAUUUUGUAAGCUUCUCAUGACGACUUGCACCAUGUAUCUACACAUCUGGGUGCAUUGUAGUAGUCAUUAGAAUCCAGUUUGGAACCAAUUGUUCAUACUGAUCCCUCAAAAAUUCACUGAGUAUUGUUUCAGACGAGCGUUUGGUGUUCCACGACUCUGAAACUCUUUGGCAGCUCUCUUUCCCAUAAGAUCAGUGGCUGCGUUGAAUAUUUUUAGUUUUGUAAAGUCAACUUAUCCUAAUUUCAA